Corythoichthys intestinalis (scribbled pipefish) is the source of this 3116-nucleotide messenger RNA. It is a transcript of the gene tpo, whose product is annotated as thyroid peroxidase. Bases 1 to 2340 code for a protein of 779 amino acids. The transcript is spliced from 12 exons. Gene Ontology annotation, biological process: response to oxidative stress. Gene Ontology annotation, molecular function: peroxidase activity; heme binding. The record is from RefSeq and is a predicted model, not a curated record. NCBI's taxonomy places the organism in Eukaryota, Metazoa, Chordata, Actinopteri, Syngnathiformes, Syngnathidae.
AUGGCUCAUUGCUCGUUGAUGCAUUUGGGCAUUUUCUUCUUUGUUUUUUCCACGACGAUAUCAAAUGAUGAAGUCAACUCCUUCAAUGCAACAGCUAUGAAUAAAUUAAUCAUGUCAUCGUAUCAAGAAAGUCUUGAAAUGCUUGAUGGAAAAGCAUUGCCUAUCAGACAAAGACGAAGCUCAUCCAUAUCGUCCAUCCGUGGCUUUACAUUUAGUCGCCAAACUGAGACUGAGACUCAAGAGAUUGGACGAGCUGCUGAGGUUUUUCAAUCAACUCUGCAAGGCCUUGGGAAAAAAUUGAAGCAGAGGUAUAAAAGGGAUAUCACAUCAACAGGUUUGCUUUCUUGGGAGCAUAUGGAGCUGAUCGCGGAGCUCUCAGGAUGUCCGCCUCCAGCACAUCCGACUGACUGCCAGUAUAGCCACCUCAGCAAAUAUCGUUCCAUAAAUGGCAUGUGCAACAACAGGUACAAUCAUUACUGGGGAGCAUCCAACAUUCCUUUGGUAAGGUGGCUCCCACCUCAAUAUGAAGAUGGAGUGCGACAACCCAAAGGUUGGAACAAAGGAAGGCUGUAUAAUGGAUUUGAGCUUCCCAUGCCAAAAGAAGUCAGCAAAAAUAUCAUAGAGAGCGCUACCAAAUGUAAAGAUGAUACCUACUCUCAUAUGCUUGUGGAGUGGGGCCAGUACAUUGAUCAUGACAUAACACUGACUCCUCAAAGCCCUGGGAAACCUGGUGAUGACUGCCUGAACACUUGUGAAAAUGUGUAUCCCUGCUUUCCAAUCCAGCAGGCACAUGAUAACGUCUCAAGUCCACAAAACUGCAUGCCUUUCAAUCGCUCCUUACCAGCCUGCUUCAAAGGAUUUCUCCCUGAUAUUUCUCAAGCCUUGCAGCAACAACAGAUCAAUGCCAUCACAUCCUUCAUUGAUGCUUCAGUUGUGUACGGCUCCAGUCAAAAAGCGAACAACUUUCUGAGAGAUCUCGAUGGGUUCAAUGGGAAAAUGCGGGCUAAUAAGCACUUUAAGGACAGCCACGGAAGACCUUACCUUCCUUUUGAAGAAUCUCUAGAAUCAGCCUGUAUCCACAGUAAGGAAAAUGUGGCAUGUUUCCGUGCUGGAGAUAGUCGGGUCAACGAGGGCCUGCCUCUGACCAGCUUGCACACGCUUUGGGUGAGGCAACACAAUCAAAUAGCUGAAAAACUUAAAAAACUCAAUGGUCACUGGAAUGCGGCGACUGUAUACGAAGAAACGCGCAAGAUUAUUGGGGCUCUGCACCAGAUUAUAACCAUGAGAGAUUAUCUACCAAAAAUAAUUGGUAAAGAUUUUUUUGAUGAUUACAUUGGACCGUAUAGAGGAUAUGACCCAACUGUGGACCCAUCUGCCUCUAAUGUUUUUGCCACGGCGGCCUUCCGGUUCGGUCACGCAACUAUCUCCCCAGUUGUCAGCAGACUCAAUGAAAGCUACCAGGAGCAUGAAUAUUUUCCAAACUUGAUGCUGCACGAAACCUUCUUCAGUCCAUGGAGAAUAAUUAAAGAAGGUGGGAUAGACCCAAUCCUGAGAGGUGCAAUUGGAACAGAAGCAGCAUCUCUUCAUUCAAACAAACUGCUGGCAGAUGAGCUGACAGAGAGGCUGGUUGUUUUAGCUAUUCCACAACAGAUGGACCUGGCUUCACUAAACCUGCAGAGAGGACGAGAUCAUGGUCUCCCAGGAUACAACGAUUGGAGAGAUUUGUGUCGAAUGGAGCGCAUCAAAACACUAGAAGACUUGAAACAAGUUGUAAGUAAUGCCAGUGUUGCUGAAAAGAUACUUCAACUUUACAAACAUCCUGAUAACAUUGACGUAUGGCUCGGAGGACUUGUUGAGACGUUCCUUCCAGGCUCAAGAACUGGUCCUGUGUUUGCAUGUUUGAUCGCAAAGCAGAUGAAAGCACUUCGAGACGGUGACAGGUUUUGGUGGGAGGCAGAUGGUAUGUUCAGCCAACGACAGCGGGAUGAACUGGAAAAAGUUUCACUUUCUAAGAUUAUCUGUGACAAUACUGACAUCACAGAAGUCCCACUAGAUGCCUUCGUUUUUGAGAAGUACCCCUCAUCUUACGUCUCAUGUAACACUUUAAUGGCAAUUAAUUUGGAGGCAUGGAGAGAGGAAAAAAGUGAAGAUUUAAAACAUUGCGGCUCUCCGUCACAGAUAGAGAAUGGUGAUUAUGUACUUUUGUCACUACCUUCCAAACUGGUGGCCCUGUACUCCUGUUACCAUGGCUUUAAGUUAGAGGGUGAUGCCACGAUUGAUUGUGAAGGACAUCAAUGGAGCAACAAAUUUCCAAAUUGCAAAUAUAAUGGCAAUAUUUAGGGAAACGUGAGUGUGGAGUAUGUCUUCUUGCAGGUGUUCCCCCCCAUACACAGCAUGUACUUACACAUUUACUGUAUGCUCUACAUUGACUAAAGCUUUGCAGCCAUCUGCUGGUAAAAAUAGAGUAAUGAAAAGUGGUGAAUUCAUAUGUGAAUGCGUAUCCUUAACUUUUCAAAUUGUCCCUAAUAACCAUGCAUAUAAAAUACACAACUCAGCUUGACUUGUAAUAACCAUGCAAUUUAAUUUCCUAGAAAAUGCUUCAAAGGGUGGAGAUAAUGGAGCAGACAUACACAACAAAGGAAAUAAUGCUAUCCUCCUUCAUUACAGUAUACUAUGCAGAAAAUAACUUUUCAAAACUGGAUGCAAUUUUUUAAUGUAUAAAUUAAAACGAGUGGCUUAUUAAUAAGCAAGAAAGUCACACAAAGGAAAUAUGUUUUCUGUUGAAAAUGUCGCUGUUGUUGACUGUAUGAUAUUUGUUUGCCAAGAAGUUGAAACCUCUCAAGAGAUAACGCUCCAUAUUUUUUAUUUUGUAAUGUAUUGUAUCGUAUUGUAUGAUAUUAAAUUGUAAUGGACUUUGCCUGCAGUUGGAUGCUGUAGAGCUAAUCAAUUUAAGACUAACGAUGAAAACUUGGGACCGUGAAGAUGAUUGUACAUGUUUUGUUAGUUUGAUGACAAGAAAAAAAAAACACAAAUAUAUACGUGAAUAUAUACGUAUAUAAAGGCCCAAAAGAGGUAGUCUUUCCAGUUUGUUGCACAGCUAAAUUACAAAAAGUAUA